AUGAUGGUACUAUGUAUACCGGAUGUUUCGGAAGUAAUUAGUUUUUAUGAUCAAAAGAAAAAAGAAAUCGAAACGACUCAAAUUACAAUUGUCAACAGAAAAACACAAAAUACGAUUGACCGCUCUAUUGAUGAUUUAAUUGUUGAAGAAUUGGAAUCAUUUGAGAUUGAGAGAUGGCUGAAAAGCUUUUUAUCAUCACUAUCAACAUCAUCAACAUCAUCAUCAUCAUUAUCAUCACUAUCGAAUAUCAGGAAUUAUUACAAUAUCUCAAACUAUGAAUCUAUCCUUUCCGUUCGCAUCAUCAAUCGAUGA
Loa loa (African eye worm) is the source of this 312-nucleotide messenger RNA. RefSeq lists its product as hypothetical. The record is from RefSeq and is a predicted model, not a curated record. NCBI's taxonomy places the organism in Eukaryota, Metazoa, Nematoda, Chromadorea, Rhabditida, Onchocercidae. The transcript has 3 exons. The coding region runs from base 1 to 312 and encodes 103 amino acids.